AUGACAGACGUGUCGGGUAGCGGGCUGAAGCGGCCUCACCCUGAGGAGGAAGACAACAACUCGCAGAAACGGACCCGGUCGAACAAUGUUUCUCCAUUACCAGGCCAGGGAGGCGUGGCGUCAGGAAAGGUCGAUAUCGACAAGAUGGUAGCCGAGGCGAAGGCUAAGGCAGAAGCUGUGCGCGCUCGCCUUCAAGCUGCGCGCGGCGGCGCGACACCGACAGUGCCACCGACAGAUUCAAGCUCCAGUCCUACGCCGCCAGCUUCCAGCCCUGCGAUGUCAAGAUUGGAACAGAUGAAAGCUAGAGUCGCAGCGGCGACGGGCAAAGCAGGCGCUGCCUCUCAGCAACGAACCAACGCUCCUGCACCUUCCUACCAACCACCGGCGCUCGACGAUGAUGGGUUAUCCAAGGCUCGCGGUGGCCUGGACGUUGGUCUGCAUCCCGCAUUGCUGUCAGACACCACACCAGAUUUCCGUGGUGGUAAGGGACGGCAGCAUCCCAAGGCCGGGAAUAGGCGCGGCGACUCCGCGUUUCAGCGUGACGAUCGAGCGCGGCUUGAUUUGUCCGGCCCGUCAAUUGAGGAGAUCAAGAACAACCCCUAUUUUGACCCGAGUCUCGGCCCUAAAGCAACAAUAGCCAAGCCGCGACAUUCCCGAGGGCUUAUCUUCAACCAGAAGGGCAAAUAUAUUCAGCAGGCUGCGGCCCUGCGCAGGCAAGCGCAGUUGGAAGCUAUGAAGAAACGAAUCGCAGAGAGGGCAAGACAGGCUGGUAUUGAUGAGGAUUUGGAUGUGGAGAAGGCAUUCUUGGUUCCUGCUCCCCCGGGUGUGGAAUGGUGGGACGAGGGACUGGUCAACGGCAGCGAAUACUCUGCAAUUGACGACCAGCAAAAUCUCAAAAUUGAUACGCCCGACUCCAUCGUGACCCACUAUAUUCAGCACCCUAUUCUCCUCGAUCCUCCGCAGGAAAAACAGCUUCCCGAGCAGAAACCCAUGUACCUCACACCAAAGGAGCAGGCCAAGAUUCGCCGGCAGCGAAGAAUGGCGGACCUGAAGGAACAGCAAGCAAAGAUCAGGCUGGGUCUCGAACCGGCCCCGCCUCCAAAGGUCAAGAAAUCCAAUCUCAUGCGGGUUCUUGGCGAGCAAGCGGUCAAGGACCCCACGGCUGUGGAGGCCCGAGUGACCAGGGAGAUCGCAGACCGUCGGGAGAAUCACGAGGUCAUGAACGAGGAACGCAAAUUGACCAAAGACCAGCGACGCGAGAAACUGGUGUCUCAGCAGGAGAAGGAUGCCGCGCUGGGCAUUCAUCUGUCAGUCUAUCGAGUCGACAGUCUUGCGAGUGGUCGAAACCGCUUCAAAGUCAGCAAAAAUGCAGAGCAGAAUGCUUUAACGGGAAUCUGCGUCAUGCAUCCCAAAUUCAACUUGGUGAUCGUCGAGGGCGGCAAGCAUUCGAUCAACAACUACCGAAAGCUGAUGCUCAACCGCAUCAACUGGACCGAGAAUCCUGGCCCCGACACGGCGGCCGAAGCCAGCCGCGAACCUCAGGUAUCGUGGUUAUCCACGGAAAAUGAGCAAGGAGAGCUACGAGACUUUACCCACAACUCAUGCACUCUGCUCUGGGAAGGCCAGGCCAAGGCUCGCGCUUUCAAGAGGUGGCUGGGUGCCCGAGUCUGCGAGACCGACGCAGCAGCUAAAGAUGCUUUGUCCCGGUCGAAGAUGGAGAAUUUCUGGACUCUGGCAAAGAGCGCCAAGCCAGCCGAGUUCUAA
Molecule: messenger RNA, 1764 nt
Organism: Penicillium alfredii
Lineage: Eukaryota; Fungi; Ascomycota; Eurotiomycetes; Eurotiales; Aspergillaceae
Product: U4/U6-U5 snRNP complex subunit PRP3
Exons: 1
Coding region: 1-1764 (587 amino acids)
Biological process (GO): mRNA splicing, via spliceosome
Cellular component (GO): U4/U6 x U5 tri-snRNP complex
Source: RefSeq, a predicted model, not a curated record